Molecule: messenger RNA, 1233 nt
Organism: Ambispora leptoticha
Lineage: Eukaryota; Fungi; Glomeromycota; Glomeromycetes; Archaeosporales; Ambisporaceae
Source: the annotation of a GenBank genome assembly
AUGAUUUUGCCAUCAUAUGAAGAAACUUUACUAUCUGAACCCAAAAAAACCAUCAAGCGCUUUUUUCACUUGCACAAACACGCCUCAGGUCUUGAUAAAAAGCAACCGAUCGUUAUUAUCGGUAUUCACGGGUAUCAACCAAAGCUAUUGCAACCAUUUGAAAAAUUAGAUUCGAAAGGCUUCUGCGUGAAAAUGGCUGAAGCAAUCCGUCAAAAGUUGAACUUAGGUCCAAAUGAAGGCGAUAUUACAAGUAUUCCGUUGGACGGAUACGGAACAGUUUUGAAACGACGAGAUGCUUUCUUGGAGCAAAUACAAGACAACAAAACGUUAAGUGAGAAAAUCAAAAAAGCUAAAGCUUUGUUUAUUAUUGGACAUUCGCAAGGAGUCCCCGUUAGCGUUUUAUUACUACAGAAAUUGAUUGAAGUUAGAUUAGUUGAUCCCGAUCAACAAACAAUUUGUGCUUUGUUGUUGGCGGGAAUCUCGCAAGGACCGAUUUCGAGAUUAUAUCCUGCAGUGAAACUUGCUGAAAUAGUAGACGAUGUUCAAUCAGAAGAGCUGUUUGAUUUUCAAAAGUCUUCGUCGCCAAUAUCGCAGGAAUAUCGUGAUGCUACAAUUAAAAUUUUAAAGCAUAGAGUCAAGAUUAUAUAUUUUGCUUCUGGAAAUGAUGACAAAGUUCCGCUUCAUUCUGCAUUAUACACGAAUAUGGAUCACCCGUCAAUAAAACGUGGUAUAUAUGUCGCCGAUUCUAUAUAUGACGAAAAAAGAUUCGUAGUAGAUCUAGUAAGAAUACUUAUUCGACUCCGAAACAAUAAUCAUUCCGAUCAUGGUCUAUUGGUUCUCCUGAGCGAAUCUUUAUUUGGAUAUUUAAAAGAACAUGGUCACGCAGAUUUACCCGAAGAACCCGAAGCCUAUCAAUAUGCAGUCGACCACUUAUACGUGUCAAAAGAAUGCAAAAAUGUUCGCGCAAAAUUCACCGAAUUUGAUUACACGUUACCUGCAAAGUCGCGCAAAACUUACAUACCAUGGGCAAUGCGCGGUCUAUUAACUGACGAAAAGACAAUAAUCACUGAAAAACUUAUCCCUGAUUUCAAUAAUUUGCGGCAAUGCUUUAAAACUUGGUCGCCUAACCGGACUGAUUCGAUCGCGUCAGAAUUGAAGUAUGACUUACAGCCGUUUGGAGAUGAUACGGAGGAACAGUAUAUUGAUGAUUACCAGAAUUUGUCGAAGUUGUAA